CUGUGCACGCUGGAGAAGCUGUUUUUCCACUCUCUCACGCACACGCGCUUUUCCAUUCUUUAUUUAUUUCUUUUUGGGUUUAAACUUUCUCUAAGCCUCGCUGCCACUUCCCCAAAGCUGCUGCCCCCUUUCAUCCCUCGCUGGGCCUCUGCGAUCUUCCCCCUCUAAUCUGACCCUGCAGGAAACCCCAGCCCCAACCCAGCAAAUCAAAACCCCCAAACGGAGCCUGCUGAGAGGCAGAGGAAGCGACUGCUCAGCGCGGGCAGGCGGCCGCCGGGCGUGGUGCCUGCUGCCUGUGCCCGCUGCCCAGCCCGGUGGGGGCUGUCCCCACUCCUCGUACCCUACACCUUUCCGGAGCCCAGAUCCCAGAUUGAACAUCUCGGUUCAUCACCAUGUCAGCCCUGAUUGUGGAGAAUUUCCGCUUCCUGUCGCUCUUUUUCAAGAGCAAAGAUGUGAUGAUCUUCAAUGGGCUGGUGGCCCUAGGCACAGUGGGGAGCCAGGAGCUGUUCUCCGUGGUGGCCUUUCACUGCCCUUGCUCCCCAGCCAGAAACUACAUUUAUGGGCUGACAGCCAUUGGGGUCCCUGCCUUGGCUCUCUUCCUCAUUGGUGUCAUCCUCAACACUCACACCUGGAACCUGGUGGCUGAGUGUCAGCUACGCCGGGCCAAGAAUUGCUCAGCUGCCCCCAAUUUCCUUCUCUUGAGCUCUAUCCUAGGUCGUGCAGCUGUGGCUCCAGUCACCUGGUCUGUCCUUUCGCUGCUCAGAGGAGAGGCCUAUGUCUGUGCCCUCAGUGAGUUUGUGGACCCCUCCUCACUGACAGAUGAGAGGGGAGGUUUCCCCCAGGACCAUGCAGUUGAGGUCCUGGCCAAGUUUCCCUGUGGGGAGGCCCCAGCAAACUUGUCGGGCUUCCAGGAGGAGGUGAGCCGAAGACUCAAGUAUGAGUCCCAGCUCUUUGGGUGGCUGCUGAUUGGCGUGGUGGCUGUCCUCGUCUUCCUCACCAAGUGCCUAAAGCAUUGCUGUUCACCGCUGGGCUACCGCCAAGAGGCAUACUGGGCUCAGUACCGGGCCAAUGAGUCCCAGCUGUUCCAGAGGACGGCAGAAGUACACUCCCGGGUGCUGGCCGCCAACAAUGUGCGCCGUUUCUUCGGCUUUGUGGCCCUGGACAAAGAUGACAAGGAGCUGGUUCAAGAGUUUGUUGUCGAGGGGACCCAGCCGAGGCCCCAGUGGAACGCUAUCACUGGUGUCUACCUGUACCGUGAGAACCAGGGCUUCCCACUCUACAGUCGACUGCACAAGUGGGCCCAGGGGAUAGUGGGGAACGGAAGGGGGCCGGACAAUCUGGAGAUGGCUUUCCUGGCUUCCUAGUAUUGCAGAUAUCCUCACCAUCCCAUGCCUGUUUGAAAACACAGUGGUGACUUUUAUAAUCCAGGGUCCCUGUCCCAGAGCUGCCCCAUCCCCAAACCCAAUAUGUCUGCUUCUUCCCACUGCUACCUGUUCAUAUUUGGAUGGGCACAAAGGUGCCCCACAGUCCCGCACCCAAACCCAGGAGUUAGCAGCUACUCAGCUGAUUUUGGGGUGCAUCAGAGGAAGCUUUUACUAGCAUCACUGACAGGCCAUCAAAGAAGGCCAGAGGGUGGGGUGAAGACGUGAAAGUGGCCCAAGUUUGGGGAGAACCUGCUGGGCAGUGCAGUGGUGCUGAGAAGGGCAUUCCAGCCUGCUGGAUAAAUGCUUUACAAGAGGUUUAGUCUUUUCCAAAGAAGCUACUUGUACUAACUUCUGAACUCUGGGACACCAGAAACUAAGUUCUUUCCAUGCCAUGUCAGUGAGCUCCUUGCAACAAUGAAGAGUUGAGCGCAGUUAACCUGUGUCUAACUGCAUGUAGGUUGGGAAUGACCAUCUUUGGAAAGGGAAGGCUUGAACACCUUGGGGACCACUAGUGAGCAGUUCUCCUAGGGCUCCCACUGACGUUGUUUUCUAUUUUUUAAACAUUUUUGAUAAAAACUUUGCUAUAACAUC
Molecule: messenger RNA, 2015 nt
Organism: Vombatus ursinus (common wombat)
Lineage: Eukaryota; Metazoa; Chordata; Mammalia; Diprotodontia; Vombatidae
Gene: CALHM2
Product: calcium homeostasis modulator family member 2
Exons: 3
Coding region: 393-1364 (323 amino acids)
Molecular function (GO): monoatomic cation channel activity
Source: RefSeq, a predicted model, not a curated record